Rhopalosiphum padi (bird cherry-oat aphid) is the source of this 2818-nucleotide messenger RNA. RefSeq names its product nose resistant to fluoxetine protein 6-like. The coding region runs from base 204 to 2300 and encodes 698 amino acids. NCBI's taxonomy places the organism in Eukaryota, Metazoa, Arthropoda, Insecta, Hemiptera, Aphididae. The record is from RefSeq and is a predicted model, not a curated record. The transcript has 12 exons. Gene Ontology annotation, molecular function: acyltransferase activity, transferring groups other than amino-acyl groups.
AGUUUCGAUAUACGCUUAUGUUGUAAUUCGAACGGAAAACUUCCGAUAAUUAACUCGCGCCUGCACAACGGACGUUUACUUUGUGUUCAUUCGUAUAUUAGUUUAUCGUCAACAGCCAACACGAUCAAUGUCAAGUACGCAGACUUUUGUUCGGGAUUGAUAUUUAUCACAGUGCGUUUCGUACGAAUCGCGAGUGUUUAAACAUGCAGUCGAUGACAAUUCUAGUGUCUGUUAUUAUAGCAAUCGUGUCCGGCGAAACAGAAUUAUACCAGUCACAACGAUGGGUUACAAAAAUAUUAUACGAUACGCUUGAAAGUUAUGUCCCGGACGGUGGACCGGCGUGUAAGCGGGAUGGACAGGCAUAUCGCGAAGGAUUGAAGGAUCUCAGGCUAUGGGCAACCCAAAUGUAUGAUGCUUCAGCAAAGUUUCCAACAGGUAUAUUAUCUGGGAAAUCAGUGGAUUUUGGUGAUUAUGAUGAAUGUUUGGAAACCAACACAACUAAUUUAGACUUUAAACCGCAGUAUUGUAUUGUUAAUAUACGUUUUUCACCAUCUGUUAAGCUAUAUCCAAAUUACUACAAAACCACAUCACUUAAUAUUAAAAAUUCGUCAAUUUCUGCGUGGGAAGCAGUAAAGCUAAAUCCUAAUCCGGCAAAGGUUCAGCGUAAUGAAAUCAGUACUGCGAUUUGUAUUCCAUCCUCGUGCACUCAUUCAGAUCUACAGUCUACAUUGUCUCCAAAAAUUGUGUUUGCGUUUAACAGGCAGGAAAUAAACACCACUGUUACUGUGGACUCGCUAUACUGCACCUCACAACACGAUAAGCCGACCAAAACAUUAGGAUUUGCAAUUUUCUGGUGUUUCAUAUUAAUUAUUUUCAUAUUAACAAUUGUUGGAUCACUACACGAUUUAUAUCCGAAGGAAGAUAGUGAAUCUAAAUACAAACCUAUCAUUGCUGCGUUUUCAAUUCAAUCAAACCUAAAAAAGUUGUUUUACAAUAAUACUAAAGCUGUAGAAUUUGCUAGCUGUAACUUUCUUAAAAUAAUAGCUUGUUUAAUCGUUUUAUUAGGACACCGGUUGAUGUACAUUAGUGCACAGCCAGUUUAUAAUACUAACAAAAUCGAAGAGACUUUUGAAAUUAUGAUUUAUGGAAUAGUACAUAACGGACCAUUGGUAGUAGAUAUUUUUUUUACCAUCUGUGGAUUUCUAACUUUUAUUAAUAUGUACACUGAACUAGUGAAAACCAAACGAUUUAACAUGCCAUUUAUAUUAUUUUGGAGAUGGUGCAGACUGAUCCCUCUAUAUGGUGUAAUGAUCGCAUUUUAUUCAUUCGUGUUGGUACACCUCUCGGAUGGUCCUUUAUGGAAGCAUAUGGCUGUUAAAGAGUCGGAAAACUGUCAAAAAAAUUGGUGGACCAACUUACUGUUUGUAAAUAAUUACGUGAAUUCCGAUCAACCAUGUAUGAUUCAAUCCUGGUACAUGGCGUGCGACUUGCAUCUGUGCGCACUAGGCAUACUAAUUGUCUACUUUGUUUGGAAAUAUCCAAAGUGCGAAAGAAUUGUAUUGACGAGUGUUAUAAUCAUAUCAUGUUUCAUUUCAGCGUAUGUUGUGUAUGAUCAUAAAUUUUACCCGACAUUUUUUGGUUUCAUUUCGAAUUUGAAAUACCCGCCGAGCAAUGAAGUCUUCACGCUGCUGUACAUACCCACGCACACGAGAGCAACGCCUUACUUCGUAGGAAUGUUCGCCGGUCAUGUUUACCGGAUCACAAAAAUCCGGAAGCCCGACUUUCGGUUCCCGUAUCCGGCUCUGUGUCUGUGGACGAUCAUCUGCGGCGGCUUAUUAUGGAUGAUGUCCAUAUUCUACUUUUUCGUACACGAGUACAGCGUAUGGGCAAGCGUCUUGUACGCUCUUGUGUUUCGUCUGAUUUACUCGGCAGUGAUUUCGGCAUUUAUUGUCGUUUCCGCUGUAAACACUUGUUUCACGGGAUCUUGGUCAUUGAUACUCGCGCCAUUGGGUAGACUCACAUACGGAGUGUAUUUGGGAGGGUUGUCAAUGCAAUUGUAUCAUGUGGCUUCCGCGCGCACUCAGAUAUAUUUCAAUCAAUUAAUACUUUCAUGGAUUGUAAUUGGUGAUUCAAUAUAUGGAUUUGUCAUUGCGUUCAUCUUGUACUUGUUGAUUGAAAGUCCAUUUGAAAAUCUACUGAAACUAUUGGUCAACAAAAUAAAAGGAGGAAAACCUAAGACUGAAGAAAGAAUAUCGAAGGCUGUUGAAAUGUUACCACAUACAAUGGAAAGACAUAGUUAAUAUCAACUUUUAAUAGAUAUACUAGGUUACCAGAAUAUAAAGUAAAAAAUACUUAAAAUUAAGAAACAAAAUGUUCCUUUAUAGAUUGUAAUACAUAUUGUAUUUUUAUUUUAAUUUCUAAAAUUUUCUACUUUUAGAGUGUAUAAUAUAUAUUAUAGUAUAUUAUAAUAAAUAACUUAAGAACCUGAAUGUAAAAAUAAAAUUUUAUAAUAAAAAUAGGUUGUUUAUUAAUUUGUAAUGUGCAUUGUUUAUUAUUUGACAGCAUUGUACAAUCUAAAAUACAUAUCUACAUCAAAAAUUGAGUAAGUUGUGAUAUAGAAGCACCAAACUUUGUAAUUUAAUAAUGUACUCUUGGUUUACAAUAUAAUUAAGAUGAUGAUCAGUUAAUAUAUGACAAAACCAAAUUAUUAUGUUAAUAUGGUCAUCAUUUUAAUUUGGUUGCACUACAGAGAGUAUAGACGGUAUAAUAAAACUUUAUUAUAAAAUGUUGUUAAACAUUUUAUUUUUAUAGAAACAUC